AUGGCAGAGAACAAUCAGAUCACACUUGACGAUGUGAUGAUUCCCAAGAUGCUUCACCUUACGCCUCUCGAUCAGAUUGCGCCUCGAAUUUACGUCCGUACCAUCUUUGUUUUCACACUCACAGAUGGCUAUGACGCAGGCACUGCUACUGACUACCUUCGGGAGUGCUUUCACCGGGCCUUGUCUCGCUGGCCAUUCCUCUCCGGUCAGAUACGUCCUGCUGCUGAGGGUAGAAACCGAUUGGAGCUCCUCUAUACAGGUGAUACGUGGUCUAUGAACCCUUCGAACCGCCCCGAAAUCUUUCGCUACGAAAAGAUCUGUCAUCUCAACGGCCACAAUUUUAAGGAGCUUGUGGGCCUGGGCAUGCCCCCCUCGACCAUGAACAAAGAUGUUCUCUCGAACUCCCCUAAUCACCCCAAGCCUGGAGAGUCUUGUCCUCCCGUGACGAUGAAAGUUACAGAGAUGAAUGGCAAGGGCCUUUUCGUGUGCUUCUCAACGCACCAUGGCAUCUUCGAUGGGGGAUUCAUCAAGACGUUCCUUGAGUACUUUGCUCAAGGUGCCAAUGUGGCAUCCAAGAACAAUUUCAUUGAUCACACCAUUUGCAACUACAGCGGUCCGGACAAUGACAAAAGCAAUUACCUCAUGGAGUCAAAAAGUAUGUCAUUCUUUGAGGACACUAAAGUGAAGGGCAAACGAUGGCUAACAGAAGUCAAAGAACGUCCCAAGAUGGAUUGCUACAAGGAGCUUGACAUCAAAGACGUUGACUUUCCCGAAUAUGAUUUCACAAAGAAUGCCCCGGUACCCAACGGCAUCAAAACCCCAAAAGCUGUUUGCAAGAUUUUCAAAUUCGACAACUCCGUCAUCGAAGCUCUCCGGGUUAAGGCACUUGCCUACGUCCGCAAGAAGUAUGGAGAUGGCGCGUUCGUCUCCAUGGUCGAUACCCUCUCGGCCCUUGUCUGGGUCUACGUCACCCGAAGCCGCAUCUCUCACCUUUCUCCAUCUGACGACUCAUCCUUCAGCACCGCUGUCGACGCUCGACCUCGUCUCUCGCCCGCUUUCCCUCUCUCUUCCUGGGGCAACAUUUACACGCAAAACGUCGCAAGAGCCAAGGUCCAAUCUCUCACCAUGCUCGACGAAGCUGGAAAACUGCCCAAUGACGCCACUUCUUCAAUCUUUGAAGCAGCAUGGUUGAUUCGUCAAGCGGUAGAUAAGGUGAACAAACCAGACUACAUCCCGUCGCGUAUCGCACUCGCGGCCUCCCUCAAGGAUCCCGCCAUGGAAGGAGCGGCCUUCCGCAAGGCAAACCGCCCGGACCACGCUGGUCUCGGCUGCAGCGUGUGGGUUCACAUGGGCGCUGACGUCGACUUCGGCAUCCCCGGCACUGGCGGAAAGGCGGAUUACGUUCGCAAGACUUGGUCGGCGAACGAUGGAACUAUGAAUAUCAUGCAGCGUCGCGGUGUGACGCGUGGCGAUGCCCCGUGGGAGGUCCUGCUUGCUUUGAGAGAGGACGACAUGGACCGAGUCUGCUGCAUGAAUGCCCUUGGACACUGGGCCAUGUCUUGGUGUGCCUGA
Molecule: messenger RNA, 1572 nt
Organism: Colletotrichum truncatum
Lineage: Eukaryota; Fungi; Ascomycota; Sordariomycetes; Glomerellales; Glomerellaceae
Product: trichothecene 3-o-acetyltransferase
Molecular function (GO): acyltransferase activity, transferring groups other than amino-acyl groups
Source: RefSeq, a predicted model, not a curated record